GCAGCUAUGCGUUCGUUAGAAUCUCCCGAAAACCGUUUCUUCCAUUUCCUCUCUCUCUCUCUCUCUCUCUCUUUCCCCUUCCUCCCUCCCUCGAUGGACGAAAAGAGCAUUUCAUCCAACAAUGGGAAGCAAUUAGAGACGAGCAAGGCGGAGAGAGCGGUGUUUCUGAUGAAGUGCCCUCCGGUGGUCUCUCGCUGCCUCCAAUGCCCCCCUCCCUACUCCUCCGACGCCGCCGCCCGCCCCGUCGCCAAGGUCCUCGUCUCCAUUGACCCUCUUCGUCCCGACGACGACGACUCCAGUCAGUUCACCAUGGAAUUGGCGGGUCCUCAAUCUGGAAAUUUACCCAAGUGUUUCUCUAUGUACAAGUAUGCAAACUUCGUUCCAAUGUCUGUGUUUUCUGAGUCAUCACAAGGAGAACUUUCUGUUGAGGGAAAAGUACAUCAGAAAUUUGAUAUGAAACCUCAUAGUGGAAAUAUUGAGGAGUAUAGGAAACUCUGUCGUGAAAGGACAAAUAAAUAUAUGACAAAAACUAGACAGAUACAGGUGAUUGAUAAUGAUAAUGGAACACAUAUGCGGCCCCUGCCAGGAAUGCUUGGUCUGAAGGUUUCUGGACCCAGUGAUAAGAAGAAAGUACCAGUGAAAGGAUCAGACACGAAAAGAACAAGAAGGGACCGUGGUGAGAUGGAAGAGAUCAUGUUUAAGCUCUUUGAGAGACAACCAAAUUGGACGUUGAAACAACUUCUACAUGAAACAGACCAACCUGAACAAUUUCUGAAAGAUCUGCUCAAGGACCUUUGCGUGUACAACAACAAGGGAGCUAAUCAAGGAACUUACGAGCUCAAGCCAGAAUACAAGAGAUCCGUGGAGGGACUGGAUUCCAUCUAAAUAGCUGCAAUGAUAUGCUUACUCAAAUAUCCAAACAACAUUAGUAUAAUAUGUAUAUAGUUCUUAAAGACUGCUGCAUCCUUAUCCUUGCUUAGACUGACUUGGCUGCACGAGAGAGGCUUCUUUCUGUAUGAAUUUUUAGUUGAAAGUGACUCUAUAUGCUGCUGCAGCAGUUUUGGGUUUC
Diospyros lotus (date-plum) is the source of this 1069-nucleotide messenger RNA. RefSeq lists its product as uncharacterized. Gene Ontology annotation, cellular component: transcription factor TFIIF complex. Bases 7 to 885 code for a protein of 292 amino acids. The record is from RefSeq and is a predicted model, not a curated record. Gene Ontology annotation, biological process: transcription initiation at RNA polymerase II promoter; transcription by RNA polymerase II. The transcript is spliced from 6 exons. NCBI's taxonomy places the organism in Eukaryota, Viridiplantae, Streptophyta, Magnoliopsida, Ericales, Ebenaceae.